AUGGCGUCCUCGAGACGAGGAUUAGGGAUGUCUAAAGCGGAUCUGGAGGCUUCUCGUUUGGUUUUCGUGUACCUGGCACAGUCCAAGCCCAAGAGGAAGGUGGCAAUCCCUGUGCCCGACUCUUACACGUGGGAGCAGUUCCUUGACCAGGUCAAGGCGCGGCUGAGGUUGACGGGCGUGCGGGACAUCUACCUGGCCUCGGUGCGUGGGGCGGCGGCCGCGUCUACCGGCGCCAAGGUCAGGAGCGUAGGGGAGCUGCAGGAUAUCGAUGAGCUGUGUGUUGUCGAGGCCCCCACGGAUGAGAUUUAUGGCGGUGGUGCCGGCAGCAACGGCAACACUGUCCAGAUCAGCGUGCCCAACGGCGACGGGGCCGGCGGCGCGGAGAUCGAGCCGCAGGGCAGCCAGGGACUGGGGCCUUCCACAUCGUUGAGACAGCAGGCCCGCACAGCGAGCCUGCCGCUAGAGCGCCACCGCAGCGGCGUGCCAAACGGCGGGGGGGCGCACGGCUACGACCGAGAGGAUGACAAGAAGUAUGCGCGGCGCGCGCACCCCCUCAAGCGCACGCUGCAGCGCAUCCUGCCCGGGCUCUUCUCCACAGGCAGCCUGCCGGUGACGCUCGCGGAAGCGGGCUCGAUUGACGGCAGCAGCGGCGGCAAGGCCGGCAAGCGGCGGCGGGGCACACGGCGGUCAAAGUUGUCUGCGCAGAACGUGCUGGCGGCCAUGGCAGUCCUGUCAUGCUUCGGCACCAUGGUCUUCUUUUUCACGCGGUGA
This is a messenger RNA of Monoraphidium neglectum, 771 nucleotides long. RefSeq lists its product as hypothetical. The transcript has 8 exons. The record is from RefSeq and is a predicted model, not a curated record. Bases 1 to 771 code for a protein of 256 amino acids. NCBI's taxonomy places the organism in Eukaryota, Viridiplantae, Chlorophyta, Chlorophyceae, Sphaeropleales, Selenastraceae.